Pelobates fuscus (common spadefoot toad) is the source of this 7907-nucleotide messenger RNA. RefSeq names its product citron rho-interacting serine/threonine kinase (gene CIT). Gene Ontology annotation, biological process: protein phosphorylation; mitotic cytokinesis. The record is from RefSeq and is a predicted model, not a curated record. The transcript has 48 exons. The coding region runs from base 45 to 6260 and encodes 2071 amino acids. Gene Ontology annotation, molecular function: protein serine/threonine kinase activity; ATP binding. Lineage: Eukaryota; Metazoa; Chordata; Amphibia; Anura; Pelobatidae.
GUUUGUGUUUGAAUUUAAUGGCGCGGUAAAGAGCGGAGUCAGACAUGCUGAAAUUCAAGUUUGGAAAUCGCGGCGUUGCGGAUUCUUCCAUCUCAGACCCUAUUACUAGUAGGGCUGCUAGACUCAACAACUUCUUCCAGGGAAAGUCAUCGUGCCAGUUUCCUUUUCAACAACAGUUAUCAGCCCUAAGCAGAGAAGGACUUUUAGAUUCAUUGUUUGUUUUAUUUGAAGAAUGCAGCAAUCCUUCAUUAAUGAAAAUUAAACAUGUGUCGAACUUUGUAAAAAAGUAUGGUGACACUAUUGCAGAAUUACGUGAUCUUCAUCCCAGUGUGAAGGACUUUGAAUUGAAGAAUGUUAUUGGACGGGGUCAUUUUGCUGAUGUGCAUGUUGUCAAAGAGAAAUUGACAGGUGACAUCUUUGCUAUGAAAAUCAUGAAGAAGAAAGCACUUCUAGCCCAAGAGCAGGUUUCAUUUUUUGAGGAAGAGCGGAGCAUAUUAAGCAAUCAUAUCAGCCCUUGGAUUCCCCAGUUGCAAUAUGCAUUUCAGGACAAAGAUCACUUAUUUUUGGUAAUGGAAUAUCAACCUGGGGGAGACCUGUUGACAUUAAUGAGCCGUUACGAUGACCAGUUUGAUGAAAGUAUGGCACAAUUUUAUCUGGCAGAACUCAUUCUUGCAAUUCAUAGUGUUCAUCAAAUGGGUUAUGUACAUAGAGAUAUAAAACCAGAGAACAUCCUUAUUGAUCGUACUGGACACGUUAAACUAGUGGAUUUUGGAUCUGCUGCAAAACUGACUGUGAAUAAAACAGUGAAUGGUCGUCUCCCUGUUGGCACUCCAGAUUAUAUGGCUCCAGAAGUUCUUUUGGUGAUUAGUGGAGAUGGAAAGUCCACAUAUGGACCAGAAUGUGAUUGGUGGUCUCUGGGCAUAAUCGCUUAUGAAAUGAUGUAUGGAAGAUCUCCAUUCACAGAAGGGACUUCAACAAAAACAUACAAUAACAUCAUGAACUUUCAGCGUUUCUUGAAGUUUCCAGAAGAACCAAAAAUCAGUAAAAUGUUACUUGACUUGAUCCAGGGAUUGCUAUGUGGAUCUAGGGAGAGACUAAAGUAUGAAGAUCUGUGCUGCCAUCCAUUUUUUUCCAACACAGAUUGGAACAACAUCCGCAACACUCCUCCUCCAUUCGUUCCUACCUUAAAGUCUGAAGAUGACACCUCAAAUUUUGAUGAACCGGAGAAGAAUUUGCGGGGUAUAUCCUCUUCGUGCCAGCUGAUCUCUACAGGAUUCUCUGGUGAAGAUUUGCCAUUUGUGGGGUUUUCAUUUAUAAAGGCUCUAGGCACGUUCUCCAAAUCUGAGUCUCUUGUGUCUGGUUUGGAAUCUCCAGCCAAGGCGAGCUCCAUGGAGAAGAAGCUAUUUCACAAGAGCAAAGAGCUGCAGGACACACAGGACAAAUGCCACAAGAUGGAGCAAGAAAUGACUCGACUGCAUCGCAGAGUUUCCGAGGUGGAGGCUGUUCUCAGUCAAAAAGAAGUUGAACUAAAAGCAUCUGAAACCCAACGAUCUCUCCUGGAGCAGGAUUUGGCCACUUACAUCACAGAAUGCAGUAGUUUAAAGCGCAGCCUGGAACAGGCUCGAAUGGAAGUAUCCCAGGAAGAUGACAAGGCAUUACAGCUUUUACAUGACAUCCGGGAACAGAGCAGAAAACUUCAGGAUAUUAAGGAACAGGAAUUUCAAGCUCAGUUAGAGGAGAUGAAGCUGAUGAUGCAUCAGUUGGAGGAAGAUCUUGCUGCUGCCCGCAGACGUAGCGACCUGUAUGAAAAUGAACUGAGAGAAACGCGAGUAUCUGCAGACGAAUCCAAACGCAAAGCAAUGGAAUGCCAGCAAAAGCUCCAGAAGGCAAAAGAUCAUGGGAAAGCUGAAGUCGGAGAGCUGCAUUCUAAACUUGAGAAGAUCAAUUCUGACCAGCAGAAUAAAAUCCAAGAGCUACAAGAGAAACUUGCAAAGGCUAUAAAAGCCAGCUCUGAAGCAACAGAACUUCUACAAAAUAUUCGGCAAGCAAAAGAGAGAGCUGAAAAAGAGCUGGAGAAACUUAAGAAUCGGGAAGACUCAAAUGAUGGGAUAAAGAAGAAACUGUUUGAGGCUGAAGAGAGACGCCACUCUUUAGAAAACCAAGUACGGAGGCUGGAGAAUGUAGAACGCAGAGAAAAUAAAUUAAAGGAAGAUAUUCAGAUUAAAUCUCAGCAAAUUCAGCAGAUGGCUGAAAAAAUAAUGGAACUUGAAGAAAAUUACAGAGAAGCUCAGAUUGGAGCACAGCACUUAGAUGUUCAUCUGAAACAGAAUGAGCAAACCCAUGAAGAAAAAGUCAAAAAUCUUGAAACACAGAUUAAAAGAGAUCUUAUGGAAAAGGAGUCUCUUGAAGUACUCCGUCAGAAGAAUGAAGAAGAAAUUUCUGAAAAAAACAGCAUACUAAGUGAACAGAAAGCGAUGAUUAAUGCUCUGGAAUCAAAAAUCAAGUCCCUGGAACAAAGAUUAGCAGAACUGUCAGAAGCAAAUAAACUGGCGGCAAAUAGCAGUGUCUUUACACAAAGGAACAUGAAAGCCCAAGAGGAAAUGAUUUCAGAACUGAGGCAACAAAAAUUUUACUUGGAAACCCAAGCUGGAAAAAUAGAGGCCCAAAAUCAGAAGCUUGAAGAACAGCUAGAGAGAAUCAAUAAUCAGGAGCACACAGACAAGGCUCAUCUCCUGGAACUGGAGAACAGAUUGCGGGAGAUCAAUCUAGAGCACGAGGAGCAAAAGCUGGAGUUGAAGAGGCAGAUAACGGAGCUGCAGCUGUCAUUGCAGGAAAGAGAAUCCCAGCUCUCCACCUUACAGUCAGCACGUUCUUCUUUAGAGCAUCAGCUCCACCAAGCCAAAACAGAGCUUGAGGAGACUACAGCAGAAGCAGAGGAAGAGAUUCAAGCUCUGAGGUCUCAUAGAGAUGAAAUCCAAAGGAAAUUUGAUACCUUGCGUGACAGUUGCACAGUUCUUACUGAUCUCGAAGAUCAGCUCAAUCGUAUGAGUGAAGAAAAUGCAGACUUGAACAAUCAGAAUUUUUACUUGAGCAAGCAGUUAAAUGAGGUAUCAGGAGCCACAGAUGAAAUUGUACAGCUACGAAGUGAAGUGGAUCAUCUAAGAAGGGAAAUCACAGAAAGGGAGAUGCAACUCACAAGCCAGAAACAAACCAUGGAGGCUUUGAAAACCACAUGUACAAUGCUAGAAGAGCAGGUAAUGGAUCUCGAAGCUUUAAAUGAUGAACUGCUGGAGAAGGAACGUCAGUGGGAGAACUGGAGGAGUUCAUUAGAAGAUGAGAAGAACCAGUUUGAAUGUAGGCUUCGAGAAGUACAGAGGCUGCUUGAUACAGAAAAACAAAGCAGGGUGAGGGCCGAUCAGCGCAGUACAGAAUCACGCCAGAUGGUGGAGUUGGCCGUUAAAGAGCACAAAGCAGAGAUUUUAGCGCUACAGCAAGCACUAAAGGAUCAAAAGCUCAAGACUGAAAGUCUUUCUGAUAAGCUAAAUGAUUUAGAAAAGAAACAUACAAUGCUGGAGAUGAAUGCACGCAGCUUACAGCAAAAACUGGAGACUGAACGGGAACUAAAACAGAGGCUUUUGGAAGAGCAGGCUAAGCUUCAACAGCAGAUGGACCUGCAAAAGAAUCACAUCUUCCGUUUGACCCAAGGACUUCAGGAGGCCCUGGAUCGAGCAGACUUGCUGAAAACCGAGCGGAGUGAUUUGGAAUAUCAGAUGGAGAACAUGCAGGCUCUUUAUUCGCACGAAAAGGUGAAGAUGGAAGGCACUAUUUCACAACAAACUAAGCUUAUUGAUUUCUUACAAGCAAAGAUGGACCAGCCAUUAAAGAAGAAAAAGAGUUUGUUUGGAAGACGCAGAGAUGACCCCAAUCAGGCCUCACAGAUUCCUUUACAGUAUAAUGAACUAAAGGUAGCCUUAGAAAAAGAGAAAGCACGAACUGCAGAACUGGAGGAAGCACUUCAGAAAACUCGGAUAGAACUUCGCUCUGCCAGAGAAGAAGCUGCACAUUUAAAGGUGGCAGAUCAUCCACUUCCUUCGACACCUGGAACAGCAAGGCAGCAGAUCAUCAUGUCUGCAUUGGUUCGAUCACCUGAGCAUCAGCCCAAUGCUGUCAGUCUUCUGGCUCCCCAGUCUAGCAGACGAAAGGAAUCCUCUGCUCCAGAAGAGUUCAGUCGCCGUCUCAAAGAGAGAAUGCAUCAUAAUAUUCCCCACCGGUUUAAUGUUGGUCUCACAAUGAGAGCAGCUAAAUGUUCCGUGUGUUUAGAUACUGUCCACUUUGGUCGUCAGGGAGCAAAAUGCGUAGAAUGUCAGGUCAUGUGUCACCCAAAGUGUUCCUCCUGCCUCCCAGCUACAUGUGGCCUCCCUGCAGAAUAUGCUACACAUUUCACUGAAGCGUUUUGUAGAGAGAAAAUGAACUCACCCGGGAUGCAAGUGAAGGAAGCGAGUGGGUCAGUGCGUUUGGAAGUCUGGAUGAAGGUUCCAAGGAACAACAAACGUGGACAGCAAGGCUGGGACCGGAAAUACGUUGUCUUGGAGGGGUCUAAAAUUUUAAUCUUUGACUCCGAAUUAAAAGAAGGGGGACAACGACCUGUAGAGGAGUUCGAGCUUUGCCUGCCAGAUGGUGACGUAACGAUUCAUGGAGCUGUGGGGUCCACAGAGCUUGUAAAUACUGCUAAGUCAGAUGUGCCAUAUGUCAUGAAAAUAGAAUCUCAUCCACACACCACUUGUUGGCCGGGACGCACAUUGUACUUACUGGCACCUAGUUUUCCUGAUAAGCAACGUUGGGUCACUGCCUUGGAGUCUGUGGUGGCUGGCGGGAGGGUGUCAAGGGAAAAAGCUGAAGCUGAUGCUAAGCUUCUCGGAAAUUCCUUGUUGAAGCUAGAAGGUGAAGACCGUCUUGAUAUCAACUGCACUAUACCUCUCACAGAGCAGAUUGUAUUGGUUGGUGCUGAGGAGGGCCUGUACGCUCUAAAUGUCCUGAAGAAUUCUCUCACACACAUACCAGGGGUGGGCGCAGUGUUUCAGGUUCAUAUCGUGAAGGAGCUAGAGAAACUUCUCCUUAUAGCAGGAGAGGACAGAGCCUUAUGUCUGAUUGAUGUAAAGAAGGUCAAACAGUCCCUGGCCCAGUCACACCUGCCAGCACAACCAGAAAUUGCUCUGACAGUUUUUGAAGCUGUAAAAGGAUGUCAUCUUUUUGCUGCAGGAAAAAUUGAAAAUGGGUUAUGUAUCUGUGCAGCCAUGCUCAAUAAGGUGGUGAUACUGCGGUACAAUGAAAGCCUCAGCAAGUUCUGUAUAAGAAAGGAAAUUGAAACAUCUGAACCAUGUAGUUGUAUCUAUUUCACUGGGUACAGUAUAAUUAUCGGGACAAACAAGUUUUAUGAGAUAGAGAUGAAACAAUACACACUGGAAGAAUUCCUGGAUAAAAACGACCACUCGUUGGCAUCUGCUGUGUUUGCUUCUUCCACCAAUAGUUUCCCUAUUGCUAUAAUGCAGGUUAAUAGCACAGGGCAGAGAGAGGAAUAUCUCCUUUGUUUCCACGAGUUUGGUGUAUUUGUUGAUUCUUAUGGAAGACGAAGUCGCACUGAUGAUCUGAAGUGGAGCAGACUGCCUCUUGCAUUUGCAUACAGGGAACCCUACUUGUUUGUAACCCAUUUUAAUUCUCUGGAAGUGAUUGAGAUUCAGGGACGCGCUGCUUUGGGUGCACCAGCUCGAGCCCAUUUGGAUAUUCCAAACCCACGGUACCUGGGGCCAGCCAUUUCAUCUGGAGCCAUUUACCUGGCAUCUGUUUACCAGGACAAACUUAGAGUUAUAUGCUGCAAAGGUAAUCUGGUGAAGGACACUACAAAUGAGCUUCAUCGAGCACCUUCAACAACACGCAGCCCAAACAAAAGAGGUCCUCCAUCAUAUAAUGACCACAUAACUAAGAGAAUAGCUCCAAGUCCUGUGCCAGGGGAGGUCCAGGGUCUUGUGCGAGAACCAAGCACACCACAUCGUUACCGUGAAGGUAGAACAGAGCUACGAAGGGACAAAUCUCCUGGGCGACCACUUGAAAGGGAGAAGUCUCCAGGCAGGUUACUGAGUACCCGAAGAGAGAGAUCACCUGGAAGGUUAUUCGAAGAGAGCAAUAGGAGUCGCUUGCCUGCCGGAGCUGUGAGAACACCUCUGUCACAAGUCAACAAGGUUUGGGACCAAUCUUCAGUAUAAUGUGACCAGACAAGCACCGUCUACAAAGAACUAAGAAGAAAUGAUGCAAUGUCUCAUUUAUACAUGCAGAUGCUUUUAUAUCCAGAAGAUUGUCUGUAGCCGACCAGUUACAAAGACUAUUUUAAAUUGUGUAUGUGAAGCAGUGUACCAAGAUCUCAAACAGCUUAAUUCUUGCAUCUGACUUCAUAUUUCAUUCCUGUUUUCUUUCUUUCUAAUCACAUGCUGAUUUGUGUCAUUUUUUUUAACUUUAUAUGAAGAUAUUUCCUUAAAAGUAUUAUUUUUUGUCAAAUCAUAAGGUCAACUAGACCUCUUCAGCAGUGGUUCUCAUACUUGUCUACAAUAAGACGGGAUUUUGGGGUGUUUAGAUUUUAGGGUUUUAUGGUAUCAUAGGCUGUUUUAACUCCUUGAAAAUAGUCUUCAGAACCAGUGCUCCGUAGGAAAAGUAACCAAAUCACAGAGUGUGGCUGUAUUGAAUAAUGAAGAAUCUACUGUACAAUUUUAGAUUAAAGCAAACUAGAUUCAGUUUAAGUAACCUGUCGCUUUUAGGAGUAUCACUGAGGCUUACAAGCCUUUUAGUCCAACAGCAGCAGGCUUGAACGGUCUUCAAGCCUUAUUUCCUUAUAGUGAACACUAACCAUUUUACAUUACACCAUGUGAUUUAAUAUCAGUCUUACCACUGAUCUAAAAGCCAUUGAUUUUCACACUAACACAGAAUAUUUAAACAAAGAAAUGUUAAUAUACAAAGUCACAGUAGCGAUUUUAUUUCUGCACACAGGAUUCCUCUCCAUUCUGCUGAUUUACUUCCUGUUGCUUCUGCUACCUCACUUGAUAUUAAGAUAUUGCUUUAUAAACCAUCCCGUUAAUGUGCCAGGGGUAAUAUGUACGAAAAAGGUGCUAAAAUAUUUUAUAGGUGUUAAAAUGAACAAGAUCUUAUAUUGGAUUCUCAUUUUUCAAUUUCUAAUUGAGAAAGUUUGUAAUCCCUGCAUUCUGAUAAAAUGUGUAUAAUAGGAAAAGCUGGACCUUUUAAAUAUGUAUAUAUAUAUAUAUAUAUUUCUGUUGCAUGAAAGGUUUUCAUCCCCAAACAGGAGCCUCAGAACAUCCUUUAUCAGUGAACAUUAUAUCUGUCUAUUUCAUUUGGGUUAAUGCUAAACUAACAUGCUCUAUCAAACCUCUAGGUGAUGUAUGUUGGUUAACUGUCCCUUUAAAUGCUUCCUUACCUAAAUAUGAGGAUUGUACAUAUUUACCAGAAAGUUUAUAUUCAUAAAAUUGAAUAUGUUUCUACUUUUUUAAGGUAAACUGUGCAUUUUUGCCCUUUUUGUGAAAUGAGUGCCGACUCUGGCAAGGUGCCGAAAUCAGCUCCUAGAUAACAGGCUACAGUGGGAGUAUUUCUAAGGCAGACUGCAGGGGGAUUACUCUCAGAGCAGGCUGCAGCAGUGGUACUCGUAAAAAUCUUGCAGUAUUGCUACUUCUGCAAGAUGACUAUACUUUAAGUACUUCUAGACGGCAGUCUGAAAUAGAAGUACUCUUUGCUAGCAGUCAGAAGUAUGAUUACUGGAGGUGCUUGUGAGUGUGGAAUGCUUGAUUUCUAUUAUGCUUUGCCGCUUUUUGCUAAUAUUGUAGAAAAAAAUAAAUAAAUGCACUUUAAAA